Anolis sagrei ordinatus is the source of this 2294-nucleotide messenger RNA. NCBI's taxonomy places the organism in Eukaryota, Metazoa, Chordata, Lepidosauria, Squamata, Anolidae. The record is from RefSeq and is a predicted model, not a curated record.
GAGGAAAGUUUGGGCUUAUAAAGAGGCUCCCGGCGCCUCUCAGCCAUCAGCCAGCCAGCCAAGAGAGAGCCAAGAAGUCCAAGGGAAGGAAGGGCUUGGAGAAGCAGACCAAGAAGCCCUCGCCAAGCCGACAACAACAGCACUAGCAACGUCGCAGUCUUCUGCUUGGAUCCCUUUCCUUGACGGGGAGCGCAAUUGUCGGGCUGCAUCCUCCUUCUCCUUCGAGGCUUCCCUCUUCUCUUCCAGACAUGAGCUCUGAGCAUCUGGUCCAGGAUCCGGAGAAAGGGCUCCUUCCGACGGGGAAGGAGGCUCAGGACCGACCUCUGUCACCCCACAAAAGCCAAAGGGGGCCUUGGAAGUGCCUCACUAUCACCAGCUUCCUGCUCCUGGCCUUGGCCACUGGGCUCUUCGCCUUCCUCCAGUAUGGAAACCUCUUCGGGCAGAAGGACUCUAAGGAGAACAGAAAGUCAUUUUCUGAAGACAUUCUACCAGAAACAAUGAAAGUGCAAGCCCUUGUAUCUGGGAAACCAGCUGCCCAUGCCAUCGCUUCCUUGCACCAUCCUAAUCAAUUGAUCUGGACCACCGAUGUGGCACCUUCAGUGUUGGAGAAUGGCAUGAAGCUGGACAAGGCAGAGAACGCCCUGGUGGUGCCCUCCACAGGGCUCUAUUUUGUCUACUCUCAGCUCCUCUUCCACAAAGGCAGCUGUACCUCUGCGGAGCCCGUGCUGCUCAGCCACAUGAUCACGUCACACUCUGCCCAGUUCAACACCGAGGUGGUGCUGCUGAAAUCCCUGAAGACUGCCUGUCAGCACGGGAGGGAUCCCCCGCACCAGGGCAAGAUAUGGUUCGAAUCCAUUUAUCAGGGGGCUGUCUUCAAGCUGCACAAAGGUGAUCGCCUUUGGUCCAAAACAAAUGCUAUGGAGUAUCUGGACCUAGAUCGACAAGGACAAAUAUACUUUGGGGUCAUUGCCAUGUAAGGAAAUUCUUGCACUGAGUGCCCUCUGUGGAGUCAUUCAAGGUUUCCCCCCUCCUACCUGGUCCCAUUACUCUUCUUUUUUGUGCCCACUCCCCAAAUGCUGCCUCGUUGGGUCAUAACGGUGAACUGACAUAUGGUAUGUGGAAGUUUUGAGGGGAUGGGUGGCAACCUAGUAUUAUUUUUGUGCUGAAUCAUGACAACCUAUUUAUUUAUUUCUAUUUGUUUAUUUGUUUAUUUAUUUAUUCAAUGAGAGUAACUGUUGAAAUGCUGAGAUGAUUUUGAAUGUAUAGUUUGUGAGCUACACAGCUACAAAUAUGCAAAAGUUGGGGAAGUUACUUUUGAGCUACAUUUCCCAAAAGUAACUUCUCCCAGUUCUGAAAGCAAAACGUAAUGUGCUGUGCACACAAUGCAAUAUCUAUGCAUGUAUGUGCAAGGAUUUAGCUGAGGCUUCAAAAUGAAGGCAUCCCAGUUGGGAUCACAGAGGAAUUUCUGAAGCUGCCUUCCAUUGGGAAAUUGUGCUCCAUUGGAUCCAGCUUUCGGGACCCUUCCUCAGAUUAUUUGUCUAUAUACUAUGUAUAUUUGCUGUAACCAUUUGACUAUGUCAAUGUGAUUAUCUCUGUUAAUGGAAAUUGCAACCAGAAGUGAAGUACGUUAUGCCUAUGUAUUUUGUCUCUCAAUAUUGUGGAGGGUGGUAUUCCCUUCUUCUCACUUCAGUGACCAAAAUUCCCUCCUGGAUUUACUACAGAGCCACUAAACUGGAACAGGAGAUUAAUCUGGCUGUGGCACUGUUCCCAGAUGCAAAAUGAGACAUCAGUGGAUGAUGUGACCAUUUUGCAUUUUACAAUGAGAGCACAGCCAAGCGUUUCUCAGACUCCCUAGGCAAGAAUAGCCAGGCACUGAGAUGGCCCUGUAGCAAUUGCUGUGAAUGGCAAAUAGCUGGCUGUGCGGCAGUUCUGCAUUCAAAGUGCUAUUCUACACUGAACCAUAUGGGAUUCCAGCUAGAAUAUUUUACAGAACUGCUUCUGAAUGCUAUGAGAGAAGACAGGGACACUAGAAACAGGAGUCUUAAGAUACUCUUCCAAUUUACUGAGGGAGAUUUUUCUCCCUGUUGGAUGGUGCCGUAUCAAAUAUGCAAUCUGAUAUCAGAGUACCUGAGAUAUUCCAGGUGUUUCGAUGCUACCUUUCAAAUAUGUUGUUGAAAAGCUUUAUGUAUUCCCUUCAAACAAAGGUUUUCCUAAAAGGUGUAUAUAUUUUACGAAGAUUAUUUAUUUAUCUAUCUAUUUAUUUAUAUUGAUAUUUUAUUUAUGAUGUGUGCUCU